UGUGUGAGUAGAAAUCAUUCGUUCGUUGAAAGAAGAAAAAACAAGACUUAGGUGAAUUUUGAUAAAUACUUGAUUAAAACUGCAGAAAAUAAAAUCUGCAUUUAUUUAUACAAUAACUAGAAUUUAAUAAUAAAAAUUUUAAAAUUUUUUUUAUUAAAUAUUACCAACUUUUUGACGUUUAAACGCGAAAGCAAAAACCUGAAGCACCAGUAACAAAAAUCAACGAAGAGAAAACGCGCAAAUCUCUGUGCAAAAAAUAUUCCGAAAAAAGAGUAGUGAAGAAGAAUUGUGACAAAUUUCUAGUGAAAAAAGCAUUUACUAAAGAAGAAAGUGAAAUUUUUCUACCAAACAUCAAAAAGAAAACAACGCCCGUUUUUAUAUAAAAUAAUUGUAUGAUAAACCCUUUUCGAAGAAAUAGAAAUUCCACAACAAGCGUUUCAUCGCACACAUACAUUCGGUCACUGUCAGGAUUAAGGAUUAUUCAUUCCAGCAGACCUCCUAGAAUCAUAAAAAGAGUUUAAAUCAAGACCUGUCAAACAAUAAUUCCUGGUGGAUUGAUUCUUUCCAUACAUAACAAUACAAUACUCUAAUUCUCGCAUCCCUGUAUCAUACCAAACCGACCUGAGAAGAACCAACAAACAACAGCCGCAAACUGACUUAACUUUUCCUUUUCUCAAUACUCCACUUAACGUAUUCUUAGAUUAUAAACGGCCAGAACGUUUUAUCCCUCACUGUAAACAUUACAAUCGCAACAUCACAGCAACUUUACAAAAAUGAGUAAAAAACCAACAGCUGGACCCGCGUUACACAAAGUAAUUAUGGUUGGUAGUGGUGGUGUUGGUAAAUCAGCGCUGACCCUGCAAUUCAUGUACGAUGAAUUCGUCGAGGACUACGAACCAACCAAAGCUGAUAGUUAUAGAAAAAAGGUUGUAUUAGAUGGCGAAGAAGUACAAAUAGAUAUAUUGGACACAGCCGGCCAAGAAGACUACGCUGCCAUCCGUGAUAAUUAUUUUCGUAGUGGUGAAGGUUUCCUGUGUGUUUUCUCUAUAACAGACGAUGAAAGCUUCCAGGCUACACAAGAAUUUAGGGAACAAAUAUUGCGCGUUAAAAAUGACGAAAGCAUACCAUUCCUGUUGGUUGGUAACAAAUGCGAUUUAAAUGGCAUACGCAGAGUGCCCCUGGCCGAGUGUCAGCAACGAGCCCAGCAAUGGCAGGUGCCAUAUGUGGAAACGUCGGCUAAAACACGUGAAAAUGUCGAUAAGGUAUUUUUCGAUCUGAUGCGCGAAAUAAGAUCACGUAAAACUGAAGAUUCGAAAGCGACCAGCGGGCGAGCAAAAGACAGAUGCAAGAAACGGAGAUUGAAGUGUACACAUCUUUAGGCAAUAGGUAUUUUAUGAUCUUAUCAGGGAUAUAUCAACACGUAAAAAACAACAACAAACCGUGGAACGUAAGCCGAAUGAAACCAAAACUCAUUGCUGCCAAUUGCUGUAAUAAUUUAAUAAAAAAAAAACAACCGACAAACACACACAUACAACAACCACAUAUACAUACAUACAUACGUAUAAAUAUAUGAUUUUAUGUUACUUUUAUCUCUUUUUGUGUUUUACUUUUUUCUAUUCAAUGAAUGCAAAUUAAAUAUUAAAACAAAUACGUACAUAAUUCAUAUUUAUUGAUUAAAAUAAAAACACAGAUUUAAAACGGAAAUACAUUCAGAAGAGAAAAACAAAAAAAAAAAAAAAAAACACUAAAACAUUUUUCUAUUUGUGCCCCCGUUAAGAUUCUUUAUAAAUUUCUGUCAAAGCAUUUCAAGCGAAUUGUCAAUUCUGUUCCUUCAAAUUUAUAACUUGGUUCGGGGUCCAAGGUUGAUUUUCAGUUUCUAUAGAAAUCUAACAAUAAUCAGUUUUCUACAACUUGGAGUUAAGAUUUUAAAAAGACUGCAAACAUAAGCGGUUUUCCUUAAUUAUGAGCCACUACUGUUUUGCAUAACCGAGACAAAGUCACGAGAUUCAAAGCCCAAAAAAAAGCUGGAAAUUUUCAGAAAACUGAGCUACAGACUCGUAAUGCAAAAUGUUUUUCUAUACUUCUUAUUCCCACUCUGUGAACCGAACAAAAAACAAUAAAUUUGUUUUAAUUUGCAAAUUAAUUAUUUUAAAUCUAGUAUUUUAUUUUUAAUAAUUAUUUCUGCCUUGUAUUUGUAAUUUUAUUUGUUUUUAAGUAAAAUGUACCAUGUACAACAAUCAACCAACCAACCAACCAACUACACUUUCAUACUCAUAAUUCCAACAAUGAAUCAAACACACAUGCUCGCAUGUGUAUAUGUGUACAAUAUGUAUGUAUUUGACAAACAUCCUCCGUUUUCUAGUAGUGCUCCUUAACAUGGAAAUGUGAAUGAAAGUAAUUCUGUUUGUAUUAAAAAUAAACAAUAUUUUUAUUUCAAAAUAAAAUGAAUACAUUUUAUGUAAUUUUCUUAAAUUUUUUGUUUAAGUUUUUUUAUAUAUAUAUACAAAUAUACAAAAAAAAAAAAAAAAAAAAACAACAAAUAAUAACAAACAUUUAUCCACAAGAAUUGCAAUAAAUAUGUUUUUUUUUGUUCUUCUAUUUUUUUUUCUUUUGAGCAUAACUCUUUUUAGAAGCCUGCAAAGUUGCAAAUGAAACGCAUAUUUACAAAAAGAAAAACAAAAUCAACUGUGUAAUCAAUCCUAUUUAUAUAAAUUUUAUAAGCUUUGUUUUCAUUAAGUCUUAAAACAAUAAAAUAAAAAUCAAAAAAAAAUAUUAUUAUUAAACUGAUAUUACCAAUCUAAAUAACCAAAAAAAAAAAAAUAAUAAUAAUAAUAAAACCACACCUUCGACGGCAAUGAAUGCAAACAAUUUUUAUUUUAAAUUUUUUUGUCGAAAUAUCUAAGCUGAAAUAAUUUAUAAAAUAAAAAAUGAUAUAUACAAUAAAACCAAACAA
Musca domestica (house fly) is the source of this 2953-nucleotide messenger RNA. RefSeq names its product ras-related protein Ral-a (gene Rala). Gene Ontology annotation, cellular component: plasma membrane. Lineage: Eukaryota; Metazoa; Arthropoda; Insecta; Diptera; Muscidae. Gene Ontology annotation, molecular function: GTP binding; GTPase activity; GDP binding. The coding region runs from base 774 to 1379 and encodes 201 amino acids. The record is from RefSeq and is a predicted model, not a curated record. Gene Ontology annotation, biological process: Ras protein signal transduction. The transcript is spliced from 6 exons.